CCUUCUCCAUUCACACACACACACAAAAAAAAACUUAGGAAAAAGUACCAAUAAAUCUCAUAAAAAACAAAGCCAAAAAAGGUACUUUAAAAAAAAAAGAAAAUUGGGUGAUGGAAAUAGAAUUGGCAAAGUGUGAUUGUUGUGGAUUAAAAGAAGAGUGUACAAUAGAGUACAUAAGUGAAGUUAAAGAGAAUUUUGAAGGUAAAUGGCUAUGUGGAUUAUGUUCAGAAGCUGUUAGAGAUGAAUUUAAUAGAGGAAAAAAGAAGCAAUAUUUUAUUGAAAUGGAAGAAGCUUUAAAAGCUCAUAUGUCAUUUUGUAGAAAAUAUAAGUCUAAUAAUCCUGCUGUUCAUGUUGCUGAUGGUAUGAGGCAAAUGUUAAGAAGAAGGUCAGGUGAUUUGUCAACUAAUUCUUCUUCUAAGAAGUAUACAAGUAGAUCAAUUACUACAUAAUAAGUAGGAGAUGUAUCUUUCUUUUUUCAAAACGUAUCGAGUUCGAGCAUUAACAAUAUAUAAAAUUACUAAUAUAUGUAUAUACACUUCUCUUUUUAAUAGAUUUUUAUAUAUGAUAUGAAUUCGAAUUAGUCAAAUUAGCUUAGCCAGUUUCACAUGUAAUUAGUUAGAAGGUUGAAAAAUAAGACCUCACGAUCCCUUUUGAUGACUAAAUCUUAAUGUACCAUCUUUGUGUUGUACAUAUAUAGAAUGUUAGUAAUAUUUUUUAGUGGAGAGUACUAUUGUGUUUA
Solanum pennellii is the source of this 739-nucleotide messenger RNA. RefSeq lists its product as uncharacterized. The record is from RefSeq and is a predicted model, not a curated record. The transcript has a single exon. The coding region runs from base 111 to 449 and encodes 112 amino acids. NCBI's taxonomy places the organism in Eukaryota, Viridiplantae, Streptophyta, Magnoliopsida, Solanales, Solanaceae.